CGAAAUUGCAGAACUCUACGAAAAAACUUGCCAACCACACAUAAUUUUUGCUUCUUUUCCACAUUCAGCAUAUGCUUAGACUAGAUAUUUGUUCUGUCCUCUCUUCCACUUUUGGUUCACAUACAGAGCAUUUUCUUAAUUCAAAGACAUGAUAACAAAUCUCCAAAGAAGUGAGAAGGGGAGAAGCCUCAUCUGUCACCAUGACAAGCACAAUCGGUUCAAAACUAGGCGGUUCGGGAAAGAGAAUUAGACUUUGUGAGCAAGAAAUGGCUCCGGAAAUGGCACCAGUUUAUGAAAUUCAAAGUGUACAAAGAGGAAGAAGGCAAGUGAAAGAGCCAGGAAGAAAUUAUGUUAAGAGAUUGGACAUUGGCAGUGUGGUGAGAAGUCCUCAAGCUGUAGCAUCUGAGGUUUCGGUUUCCACCACAGGGAAAGAGGCUCCAACUCUCCUCACGCAUCAUGAAAAGAUGCUAGCAAAUUAUGUGCCACUCUAUGUCAUGCUCCCUUUGGAAGUUAUUACAGUUGACAAUGUUUUGGAAAACAAAGAUGGGCUGAAGAAGAAGCUCAAGGAGCUGAGAGCAGCAGGGGUUGAUGGGGUCAUGGUGGAUGUGUGGUGGGGAAUUGUGGAAUCCAAGGGUCCAAAACAGUAUGAUUGGACUGCCUAUAGAAGCUUGUUCCAACUUGUUCAAGAGUGUGGACAUAGACUACAAGCUAUAAUGUCAUUUCACCAAUGUGGUGGCAAUGUAGGAGAUGCUGUGAACAUUCCAAUUCCUUCGUGGGUACUUGAGAUCGGAGAAUCUGACCCAGAUAUUUUUUACACUAAUCGAAGUGGUGACAGGAACAAGGAGUACCUCACCAUGGGUGUGGACAAUUUGCCUUUCUUUGCAGGCCGAACUGCUGUUGAGAUCUACAGUGACUACAUGAAGAGCUUCAGAGAGAACAUGUCAGACUUCCUAGAAGCUGGACUCAUAAUUGACAUUGAAGUAGGGCUCGGACCUGCAGGGGAACUCAGAUACCCCUCCUACCCACAAAAUCAAGGGUGGGUUUUUCCCGGCAUUGGAGAAUUUCAGUGCUAUGACAAAUAUCUUAAAGCAGAAUUCAAGGAGGCUGCAACAAAUGCUGGGCAUCCUGAAUGGAACGUGCCACACAAUGCAGGAGAAUAUAACGACACACCUGAAUCAACAGAGUUCUUUAAACCAAACGGGACAUACAUUACUGAAGAAGGGAAGUUCUUCUUGACUUGGUAUUCUGACAAGCUACUGAGCCAUGGUGAUCAAAUCCUUGAUGAAGCCAAUAAAGCUUUCCUCGGCUGUAAAGUCAAGUUAGCUGCUAAAGUGUCGGGAAUCCAUUGGUGGUAUAAAGACGACAGUCAUGCUGCAGAGCUGACUUCAGGAUUCUACAACUUGAAUGAUAGAGAUGGUUAUCGACCCAUAGCAAGGAUGAUUUCUAGGCAUUAUGCAAUUUUGAAUUUCACGUGCCUUGAGAUGAGGGACUCUGAGCAAAGCGCUGAUGCUAAACGUGGGACCUCAAAACUUGCUCAGCAGGUAAAUCAGAAAGGAAAAAAUUUAUACAUAUAUAUAUAUUGUGAAAAUAGGAUAUAUAAAAUUUAUCUAUAUACAUAUACGACACAUAUAAAACAAUUGAGUGUACAGGUCUUGAGUGGAGGAUGGAGAGAGAACAUUGAAGUUGCGGGUGAAAAUGCACUUCCAAGAUAUGAUCGCACAGCUUAUAAUCAAAUUCUUCUGAACGCUAGGCCAAAUGGUGUUAACAGAGAUGGCAAUCCAAAUUUGAGAAUGUAUGCGGUGACAUAUCUUCGUUUAUCAGAUAAUCUAUUGGACUGGAAGAAUUUUAAGAUAUUCAAGACUUUCGUGAAGAAAAUGCACGCUGAUCAGGAUUUCUGUGAAGAUCCAAGAAAGUACAACAAUCAUGUAGGUCCAUUGGAGCGGUCAAAACCAAGAAUUCCAAUUGAGGACCUUUUGGAAGCAACUGAGCCAAUGGAGCCAUACCCAUUUGACAAAGAAACAGACAUGAGUGUUGGUGGUGCACUUGCUGAUUUGUUGGAUAAUUUGAUUGCUAAGAUCACCUCUAUAUUUAAGUAAGAUUUGGGAUUGAGGCUCAAAUGCAAGUUCUUGUCUUGUGUAUUUCCUAUUUGUAAUUCAAGUUUCUUCAAGGUUGUCAGUGAUGGUGUAUGCUGCGACUUUUAUAUUGGAAUUUCAAAUACAGAAUGUUGCCAAGUAAUCAAACUGCAUGAAUCAAUGUAUUUCAA
Messenger RNA from Camellia sinensis, 2263 nucleotides. Lineage: Eukaryota; Viridiplantae; Streptophyta; Magnoliopsida; Ericales; Theaceae. The record is from RefSeq and is a predicted model, not a curated record.